AUGGACAGCGAGCACGCGGAACCCGAGGCUUUGAGCUAUGAGGAGGUCCAGAACUUCGUGGCGGAUUUCGGCCAGGCGGCGAAAAACGCCAUCGAAGCCGGCUUCGACGGCGUCGAGAUCCACGGCGCAAACGGCUAUCUGGUCGACCAGUUCAUCCAGGAUGUUGCGAAUCAACGGACUGACGAGUACGGAGGCUCCAUUGAUAAGAGAAACAGGUUUGCUUUGGAGGUUGCAAAGGCCGCGGCCGACGCUAUCGGCGCUGAUAAGGUCGGGUUUCGGAUCAGCCCCUUCUCGACCUUCCAGAGCAUGAAGAUGGCCAAUCCGUACCCGCAGUUCUCUGCGCUGGUCAAAGGUCUCAAAGCCCUGGGUUUGGCGUAUCUCCACGUCGUCGAGUCGCGGAUUACAGGUGACAACGACGGUCACGGCACCGAGAAGGUCGACUUCAUGCUGGACGUCUGGGGAGACGACGCCCCCUUUUUGAUCGCCGGGGGUUGGAAGCCCGAUGCCGCGCAGGCGGCGAUGGAUGGCUAG
Cladophialophora immunda is the source of this 531-nucleotide messenger RNA. RefSeq lists its product as uncharacterized. Gene Ontology annotation, molecular function: NADPH dehydrogenase activity; FMN binding. Bases 1 to 531 code for a protein of 176 amino acids. The record is from RefSeq and is a predicted model, not a curated record. Lineage: Eukaryota; Fungi; Ascomycota; Eurotiomycetes; Chaetothyriales; Herpotrichiellaceae. The transcript has a single exon.